AUCGACAACAAUAACACAUCCCUAACUGUCUCUUUUCGUGGUGCGGACGCAAUCUGCAAACUCGUGGCGAAAUUUUGUAUUUAAUUUUUCGUUAUUCAUUCGCAUAGCAAAACAAGAUGCCUGGCGUUGAAACAAUUAAAUCCAGUUGGGCCGAUGAGGUGGAACUCGACUACGGCGGCUUGCCACCAACAACUGAGACGAUUGAGAACGGUCACAAAUAUGUGACUGAAUACAAAUACAACAAGGAUGACAAGAAGACGAAAGUGGUGCGUACAUAUAAAAUUUCGAAGCAAGUUGUGCCCAAGACUGUGGCCAAGCGUCGCACCUGGACGAAAUUCGGUGAAUCGAAGAACGACAAACCCGGCCCCAAUUCCCAGACCACAAUGGUCUCCGAAGAGAUCAUAAUGCAAUUCCUUAACUCCAAGGAGGAUGAGAAGGCCAACGAUCCACUGCUGGACCCCACCAAGAACAUUGCCAAGUGUCGUAUUUGCAAUGGUGAGCAUUGGUCCGUCAACUGUCCAUACAAAGGCACCGCUAUGGAUACGAAUCUUAUGGAGAAGAAGGCAGCCGCUGCCGCCUCGGCAGCUGUGGAUGCACCCAAGUCGGGCAAAUAUGUGCCACCGUUCCUCAAGGACAGUCAAAAGGGUGGCAUGGGAAUGCGUGGACGUGAUGAUACCGCCGCCAUUCGCAUCUCCAACUUGUCCGAGUCGAUGACCGAAGCCGAUCUGGAGGAGCUGGUGAAGAAGAUUGGACCACAGAGUAAAAUGUAUUUGGCGCGCGAUAAAAACACCGGCCUCUGCAAGGGUUUCGCCUACGUGCAUUUCAAACAGCGCAAGGACGCUGCGGCGGCUAUCGAAAUCCUCAAUGGUCACGGUUAUGAUCACUUAAUUCUGAGCGUCGAAUGGUCCAAGCCACAGAACAAUUAAAAAAAAAAGAAAAUACAAAGAAAACAGCGUGACGUGGAGAACGACAUAAGGAUAUCGUGUGUAUAAGCUAGUGGCGAAGGAUUUUUUUUUUUUUUUGGUUUUUCACUUAUCAAAAGGCCCAAGCAUACCGCAUUUUGUUAAAGUAAAUAUAGUACGAAAGGUAUCUAAGCUAAAUACAUCUAAAAACAAUAAUAACAAAUAAAAUAA
Molecule: messenger RNA, 1133 nt
Organism: Drosophila albomicans
Lineage: Eukaryota; Metazoa; Arthropoda; Insecta; Diptera; Drosophilidae
Gene: eIF3g1
Product: eukaryotic translation initiation factor 3 subunit G-1
Exons: 2
Coding region: 117-926 (269 amino acids)
Cellular component (GO): eukaryotic translation initiation factor 3 complex; cytoplasm
Molecular function (GO): RNA binding; translation initiation factor activity
Source: RefSeq, a predicted model, not a curated record